CUCUCUCCACCCCCUCUUUCUCUUCUCCUAGUCAUGCCUCUGUGUCCUAGCAGCAGUAGUAGUGAGGAGGAGGAGGAGGAGGAGGCUGUGUUUUAAGAGUAAGCCAACAUUAGCCGUCAGUACCGAGUUAGCUGGCUAUGUCACCAGGAGCCCGGGAUUUGGGCUUUUCCUAAUUCAGCUGUGUGUCAGCGGGGAUUAGUCUCUGCUCUUCUCUCUGGGACUUUAAAUGGAAGGACUAUACUAUGAUAUUUCCAGGAUUGCCUACUACACAGAAUAUGACAGACACCUAGCAGCUGCAGCGUCAGCAGGGAAGAACAUGGCGACGGCCUACCUGGACCCCAACCUGAACCAUGCCCUCCUGGGAGGCGCCAAAUCCCGACUCAGCGCAGGGGGGUCAGACCGAACCAUGGCUGGCUCCGUGGACAGGGUUCUGAAAGUCUUCCAUCACUUCGAGGCCAACACUGAACACAGCUGCUGGUCCUCCAACAUCCGAUAUGGAGACGCGACGGAUGUUAAAGGAAUCAUCCAGAAGAUUCUCGACAUCCACAAGGUGCGCUGGACGUCUUGUUUUGGUCUCCGUCUCAGCAACAGCCAAUCCAGAGACCAGGUGCACUGGCUCCACCCCGAUUUAGGCGUUUCCCACGUCCGAGAAAUGUAUGACCAGGCUCGGUCGACGGAGGAGUGGAGGUACGAGCUAAGGAUUCGAUAUCUUCCAAAGGGCUUUGUGCAGCAGUUCACAGAAGACAAACCUACACUCAACUACUUCUACCAGCAGGUGAAGAAUGAUUACAUGACAGAAAUUGUGGAACAGGUGGAACAUGUUGCUCUAAAACUGGGUUGUCUGGAAAUCAGGAGGUUCUUCAAAGAGAUGAGAGGAAACGCCCUGGACAAGAAAUCCAACUAUGAACUAUUAGAGAAAGAUGUUGGCCUGAGGCGUUUUUUCCCAAAAGACCUGUUGGAUUCAGUCAAGGCUAAAACCCUCAGAAAGCUGAUACAGCAGACUUUCAAGCAGGUGGCCAAUCUCAACGACGAGCAGUGCAUCCUGAAGUUCUUGGAGAUUCUGGCACCGAUCCAUCGCUAUGACAAGGAGUGCUUCAAAUGUGCCCUUGGGUCCAGCUGGGUGAUCCAGGUGGAGUUAGCCAUCGGGCCGGAGGAAGGGAUCAGCUACCUCACUGACAAGGGAUCCACGCCCACCCACCUAGCUAACUUCAACCAGGUCCAGUCCAUCCAGUACUCUGCCAUGGAGGAGAAGGACAGGAAAGGGAUGCUACAGCUCAACGUAGCCGGAGCUGCUGAGCCUCUCACAGUUACGACAGCAUCGUUGACCAUGGCAGAGAACUUGGCUGACUUGAUUGACGGUUACUGUCGGCUCAUCUCCAUGGAAACACACUCUUUCAUCGUCAGAUAUCAGAAAGAGGGGGAGAGAGCACUUCCUUCCAUCCCAAAAUUGACCAACAAUGAGAAAAAGUUAGAAGCCGUCCGGAGUGGAGUAAGAGCUAUCUCCGUCUCGGACCUCGUGACUUCGCCGCCUCUCAAGCCAACCAAGGCGCGGCGUUUCCUCCUCCCCUUUGUGUUCUGUUCAGAUUCGCCGCCCAAGGGUAUCCUCAGCUCCCAUUGGAUAGAGGAUCUUAGUGGGGAUGAAACCGAUGACUACGCUGAGAUAGUUGAUGAAGAGGACACAUACACCAUGCCCUCCAUCAGCUAUGGAAUAGUUGAAGCGCGGGAUUAUGAGAUCCAGAGAGACAGGAUAGAGUUGGGCCGCUGCAUAGGAGAGGGCCAGUUUGGAGAUGUACACCAAGGAGUCUAUGACAGCCCGGACAAACCAGCUCUCGCUGUGGCCAUUAAGACCUGUAAGAACUGUACAUCCGACAGCGUCAGAGAAAAGUUCCUACAGGAAGCAUUGACAAUGCGUCAGUUUGACCACCCUCACAUCGUAAAGCUGAUUGGAGUGAUCACAGAGAACCCCGUGUGGAUCAUCAUGGAGCUGUGUACUCUGGGAGAGUUACGCUCCUUCCUUCAGGUGAGGAAGUACAAUUUGGACUUGGCCAGUCUCAUUUUGUUUGCCCACCAACUCAGCACAGCCCUCGCAUACCUGGAGAGUAAACGUUUUGUACACAGGGACAUCGCAGCGCGCAACGUGUUGGUCUCCUCAGUCGACUGCGUGAUGCUCGGAGACUUUGGCCUGUCGCGAUACAUGGAGGACAGUUCUUACUACAAAGCUUCUAAAGGUAAACUUCCUAUCAAAUGGAUGGCUCCUGAAUCCAUCAACUUCAGAAGAUUCACCUCCGCCAGUGACGUCUGGAUGUUUGGGGUGUGCAUGUGGGAGAUCUUGAUGUUCGGCAUCAAGCCUUUCCAGGGAGUGAAGAACAACGACGUGAUUGGCAGGAUAGAGAACGGCGAGCGAUUGGCCAUGCCUCCUCAGUGCCCGCCCACCCUCUACAGUUUGAUGACCAAAUGUUGGUCAUAUGACCCCAGCAAGCGGCCGAGAUUCACCGAACUCAAAACACAACUCAACACCAUACUGGAGGAAGAAAAGCUUCAACAAGAGGAGAGACUUCGAAUGGAGAUGAGGAGACAAAUCACCGUGUCCUGGGACUCUGGAGGGUCUGAUGAAGCACCUCCCAAACCCAGCAGACCAGGUUACCCAAGUCCUCGUUCCAGUGAAGGCUUCUUUACCGGCCCCCCAGUCAACCACUUCCCGCCCUCGGCCCAUGGUGUCGUAGUAGGAGGAGGAGGGGGCAGCUACCCUGCUGUUGAUUCCUGGAGUCAACACCGACCUGAACACACUGCCCUGUGGAGCCAGAACAUGGAGGACGAUGGCUGUGUAGGCCAGGCUGUGAUGGAGGAGAGGCUGAUGAUGCAGCAACAACAGAUGGAGGAUGACCAGCGGUGGCUGGAGCAGGAGGAGAGCUUCAUGGUUAUGAAGGCAGAGUCCAGAAACAGCAGAGGAAGCAUUGACCGAGAAGACGGCUCACUACAAGCACCGUGUGGAAACCAACAUAUUUACCAGCCGGUCGGGAAACCAGAGCACGUGGCUCCUCCUAAGAAACCGCCGCGCCCCGGAGCUCCUUGUCACCUCGGCAACCUGGCCAGUCUUUGCCCCGUUGACAGCUACAACGAGGGUGUAAAGCCGUGGAGGCUGCAGCCUCAGGAGAUCAGCCCGCCCCCCACGGCCAACUUGGAUCGCUCUAACGACAAAGUGUAUGAGAACGUGACGGGAUUGGUCAAAGCUGUGAUCGAGAUGUCCAACAGGAUCCAGCCCGCGGCCCCGGAGGAGUACGUCCCCAUGGUCAAGGAGGUGGGUCUGGCACUGAGGACUCUGCUUGCGACAGUGGACGAGACACUUCCUGUUCUGCCCGCCAGCACACACAGAGAGAUCGAGAUGGCCCAGAAGCUGUUGAAUUCCGAUCUGGCCGAGUUAAUAGCGAAGAUGAAGCUGGCCCAACAGUACGUGAUGACGAGUUUACAAAAGGACUACAAGAAACAGAUGUUGAUGGCGGCUCACGCCCUCGCAGUCGAUGCCAAGAACCUGCUGGACGUCAUCGACCAAUCACGACUCAAGAUGAUCCGCCCGCAUUAGCGUGCGUCGCUGUGGAGAUUGAGCGUGCGGCAGCUUGUUGCCAAUCACAACGAGAAGAGGGCACUCAGGCCAAUGACGGACGGACAGACGGAUUAAUCAGUGAACCGACGGGUAGCAGACACGACAGACCGAAGCAGUCGGCUCCCUCAUCUCCGCCUUCAAACACUCAGCGUUUGUCUUCGCUCGCUGGCGGCGGGCACGUUUUUCUCAAUAUUGUGAUGUUUUGUACUUUUGUUGCAUUAUUUGCUUUUGUAUCCAGAGAAACGCUUUUUUGUCUUCCAUCACGUAUCCUCAAAGAUGAGGUUGGUUUUUUUGGAAUCCUUCGUUACUACUCUUUUGAAGAGAGUGAAUCAAAAGUUUCAGAGGCUCGCUUUGAAGGACUGCAGAGAUCCUGCAGGUGUUUGGAGGCUCCAAAAUGUGCCGCAUGAACCCGACUAACAGUCUUCGCGCAGGAUGUAACAACUGGAAUUGAAGAGCCAGGACGUGAAUAAUGAGGAUGAUAUGAUAAUGUUGCUGUUCAAACAUGCUUUUAUAUCAUUAUUAAUUACUACUAUUACUAUUUUCAGCUUUUCCUCUGACAGUAUGUCCCUGUUCAGUCUUCCUCUUUUUCCUUUUUUCAUUCAACGGGCAAAAGUAAGUGACUUACAGCUGCUCGUCAAUAACACUCUGUAGACCUCUAUCUCUGGCACGGUGAGAUGAAAUGAAAUGAAAUAUGAAAUCUGUUUUGGGAAGAACAAAGUCAAUGUCACAGGCCACUUUUUAAGUUAACUUGCAUAGUAAAUAUACAUAGAGGCUAUAUUUUUAACACGUUUCUGAGGCAUGAGUUGUUCGUAAAUAAAGGAGACGGAUGAGUUUGGGGUGCAGUUACAGAAGUGUGAGAGGUCGGGUGAGGUUGUUACAAAGGUGGUCCUAGUUAUGUACAGCUGGGAACCUCGUGCUAAAUGUAAAACAAUUGACAAAAAGGAUUAUGUCCUGGAAAUCAUUUUGUUUUGUUCAAAAUUCCAAAAUUCAUGGAUACUUUAUUGCUGUCUUUUUUACAUUGAAGCCAAAUUCUGUUAUGUUGCAGGUUCCUUCUAUUCUAUCCUUCUCACAAGUAUUCACUCAACAAGAUGCUUUUGAGAACAUCAAAAUACUUUUUUGGGAAUAAAGAUUGUUUCCUAUUUAGAAUAGAAGAGAGUUCGGUGGCCCAAAUAGAGUACAGGUCUCGUUCAUUUAUCUUGUCCUACAUGAUUCCUUUAUUUCCUCCUCUGUCUUCCCACUGCCCUCCACUGGAGUUAUUUAUACAUUAUUCCCUCCCUUCAGCCUCCUGUUGCUCUCCUCCCUCUCUGAUUCUCUCUCCAUUCCACCGUUCCUUCUCCUCUGAGGUGAGCAAUAUUCUCAGGAAGGAGUCACAUGUACAGUUGCUAAACCAAGCAAAUAAAAACACUGUUAUCAUUAAAA
This is a messenger RNA of Gasterosteus aculeatus aculeatus (three-spined stickleback), 5020 nucleotides long. NCBI's taxonomy places the organism in Eukaryota, Metazoa, Chordata, Actinopteri, Perciformes, Gasterosteidae. The record is from RefSeq and is a predicted model, not a curated record.